AUGCGGUUUCUUCAACCUUUAGCUCUUCUGGCCAUUGGUGCACUAGCCACUAGCCAAAGGGUCGAUCUCAGCAAUUGCCCUCUAUUAGGACCAGCCUAUCCUCGUCCAAACCUUCAUAAGUCACAGGUGAUCAAAGACAUGCAGGAGUCAUUCGCAAAACUCAUCGAGGAUGCGAUUUCGACCGGCGAAACGGACUUGGGCAAGAUAAACACCGCUACUGCCUCGUUUUCAAUCGGUGUAUUCUCUGCGGACUCGGAUGAGUUCCUCUACGAGCAUCAUCAUCGGGGGACCGAGCUCGAAGGGACGGUUACCGGCGGCUCAUUGAAUUUGGAUACGCUGUAUCGCAUCGGUAGCGUCACCAAGCUACUGACUGUGUACACCAUUCUCGUCAAGCUGGGUCCUGCGUACUGGAACGAGCCGAUCACCAAGUUCAUCCCGGAGCUCGCGAACGCGCCGGCAGGAAACCGGGCGCAUAGGGUGCAAUGGUCUGAGGUGACUCUGGGGGGAUUGGCUAGCCACAUGAGUGGUAUUGCACGCAAUAAUCACUUCGUCGACCUAUCUGGCAUCGAUGGUAUCGAGGAUAUGGGACUCCCUCACCUGAACGAUUCCGAUAUCAUCAAGUGCGGUUUACCGGAGAUGCGACCUUGUACAAGAGAAGAAGUACUCAAUUCCUUGCUGGAACAGUAUCCCGCUACAGCAACCUGGCACACCCCAGUGUACAGCAAUGAAGCCUUCCAGCUCAUAGGGUGGAUGUUUGAGAACAUCACAGGCGGCCCCGUAGGAGAUGCCUUCGAGGCCGGUAUUGCAAAGCCCCUAGGCUUGUCUCGAACUUUUUGGGAUCCGCCCAAAGACGACCCAAAUGCCAAUGUUGUUGAUCUCGAUUCGUCGACGACGAAGUCGUUGAUAGGCUACCCAUUUGGAGAGGGAUUAGCCACGUACACCCCCACCGGCGGCGUCUACUCUUCUAUGGGUGACCUCUCCACCAUCGGCCGCUCCAUCCUCGCCUCAUCUCUCCUACCAAACUCAGUGACUCGUGAAUGGCUCCGACCGGUGACGCAUACCCAGCACACACACAGUGCCGUCGGAAGACCAUGGGAAAUCACCCGUAUGGACGUCGCCGCCAGCCCCGGCUCCAAACGCACCCGUCUCGUGGACCUGUACACCAAGAACGGCGGCAUCGGUGCCUACCUGACUUACCUCAUCCUCUCGCCCGACCACAACAUCGGCUUCACUCUCAUGACGGCCUCGAAGACUGCCUACGGAGACGGCAUUCCCGACUCUACUUUUGACGUCCUCAGCGAGUUGCUCCUGGAGAAGUGGAUCCCCGCCGCCGAGGCCGCGGGCCGGGAGGCGGUGGGUGAGGACCUUGUUGGCACCUAUGUAGCCGAUGACGGAUCGGACUCUCGGGCCGAGUUGUCGCUGGUUUCCGACAGACUCGGUCUGACGCUCCAAGAACUUGUGCUCAACGGCACGGACUUCUUUUCGAAGGUGGGCGGGAAACUUGGUUUCCAGGGUGCCAAUCUACAAUUCAUAGGGCUCCAAGACGAAGGAGAGAUGGCAUUCCGAGCCGUCUUCUCGAGUCCUGAUGCAGCGCCUUCGGGUCGGGAACCCAUACUGGGGAAGAAGUGCGGGUCAACUUGGGGAGGCGCUGGGUCGCUUACGUACGGCAACAUCGCCAUAGAUGAGGUUGUUUUCACUGUGGGUGAAGACGGGAAGUCAACCAGUGUAAUCUUCCCCGCGCUGCGCGUGAAGUUCACCAAGAGAUUGAGCAAGACAUCGGCGGGAGUAACAGAGGGUGGAAUCUUUGAAGAAUUAUGA
Colletotrichum phormii is the source of this 1818-nucleotide messenger RNA. RefSeq names its product beta-lactamase/transpeptidase-like protein. Lineage: Eukaryota; Fungi; Ascomycota; Sordariomycetes; Glomerellales; Glomerellaceae. The transcript has 4 exons. The coding region runs from base 1 to 1818 and encodes 605 amino acids. The record is from RefSeq and is a predicted model, not a curated record.